CCCAGCCCCAGAACAGAGGAGUGGUCUUAAAGGGCCACAGGAAGGGGGUGGGGUGUGGCAACGGUGUCUUUGGCCAGCGUCAGACUUCCCUUUCCUCCUCCUGGUUGCUUCUGGGGGGUCCUUUCUGGCGCGGGAGGCCGGAUACUGGUCAGCGGUGGCUUCAGAGUGCGCCCUGCCCCUUGCCGACCUCUGGGAACUUGGGGAAGUGCGGAUUUGGCCCCUGGGAGCGGGACUCUUGCCUGGCCUGGCCUGGUUGGAAGAGCCCGGCAGCGCGCCAGCAAGCUGUUGAGCGAAGACAGGACCUUCCUUGUCUCGAUAGUGGCCCGGCGGGAACUCAGUGCCACGUGCGCCCCUGGCACUGCCGGUGCGCCCUGGGCCAGCUCAGCGGCACCCGAUGGGAAGCCCAGGGUUCUAUGGGGCCUCCAUGAAUACCCCCUCGUGAGCUGGCCCAGCAGCCACCACGAUGCAGGACCCUAACCAGGGGCCGCUGGGGGGCCCUGUGCUCAGCGCUCUGUUCCUGUGCAGGCACGCGGCCAGCAUGGCCCCCACGCUGCAGCAGGCAUACCGGCGGCGCUGGUGGAUGGCCUGCACAGCCGUGCUGGAGAACCUCUUCUUCUCUGCCGUGCUCCUAGGCUGGGGCUCCCUGCUGCUCAUGCUCAAGAACGAGGGCUUCUAUUCCAGCAUGUGCUCAGCUGAGAACACCACCAACACCACCCAGGAUGCACAGUUCCGGUGGCCCAGCUGUGACCCCCAGGAAGAGAUGCUCACCCUGGGCUUCACCAUCGGCUCCUUUGUGCUCAGCGCCACCACCCUGCCACUGGGGAUCUUCAUGGACCGUUUUGGCCCCCGGCCCACACGGCUGGUUGGCAGCACCUGCUUCGCAGCGUCCUGCACCCUCAUGGCCCUGGCCUCACGGGACACCAAAGUUCUGUCUCCGUUGAUAUUCCUGGCACUAUCCCUGAAUGGCUUUGGUGGCAUCUGCCUAACGUUCUCUUCACUCACGUUACCCAACAUGUUUGGGAACCUGCGCUCCACUGUCAUGGCCCUCAUGAUCGGCUCCUAUGCCUCUUCUGCCAUCACGUUCCCAGGAAUCAAGCUGAUCUACGAUGCUGGUGUGUCCUUCGUGGUCAUCAUGUUCACCUGGUCGGGGCUGGCCUGCCUCAUCUUUGUUAACUGUGCCCUCAACUGGCCCAGUGAAGCCUUUCCUGCCCCUGAGGAAGCCAGCUACACGAAGAAGAUCAAGCUCACUGGGCUGGCCCUGGAUCACAAGGUGACAGGUGACCGCUUCUACACCCAUGUGACCAUCGUGGGCCAGCGGCUGAGCCAGAAGACCCCCAGCAUGGAGGGGGAUGACCUCUACAACUCCUCCCAGGACGUUCAUGGUACCUCGGAAAACCCUCGUGAGAAGUCUGUCCCCUUUCGCCAGAGCCUCUGCUCCCCCAUUUUCCUGUGGAGCCUCCUCACCAUGGGCAUAACCCAGCUGCGGGUCAUCUUCUACAUGGCUGCCAUGAACAAGAUGCUGGAGUACCUCGUGACCGGUGGCCAGGAGCAUGAGACAGUUGACCUGAAACAAAAGGCAGCAAAGACAGUGGAGUUCUACUCCUACAUCUUUGGGGCCAUGCAGCUGCUGUGCCUUCUCACCUGCCCUCUCAUUGGCUACAUCAUGGACUGGCGGAUCAAGGACUGCGUGGAUGCCCCCGCUGAGGGCAUUGCCCUCAAAGAUGCCAGUGACGGGGUUGCCACCAAGUCCGCCAGACCACGCUACCGCAAGACCCAGAAGCUCACCAAUGCGAUCAAUGCCUUCACCCUGACCAACUUUCUGCUUGUGUCCUUUGGCAUCACCUGCCUCAUUAACAACUUACCUCUCCAGUUUAUGACCUUUGUCCUGCACACGGUGGUUCGAGGUUUCUACCAUUCUGCCUGUGGAGGCCUGUAUGCCGCAGUGUUCCCGUCCAACCACUUUGGGACACUGACAGGCCUGCAGUCCCUCAUCAGUGCUUUGUCCGCCCUGCUCCAGCAGCCGCUCUUCAUGGCCAUGGUGGGGCCCUUGAAAGGAGAUCCCUUCUGGGUGAAUCUGGGCCUCCUGCUAUUGUCACUCCUGGGAUUCCUGCUACCUUCCUACCUCUUCUACUACCGUACCCGGCUCCAGAGGGAGCACACCACUCACUGGGAGGGCCCACUGAAGGCGCCUGGCAGCGUAGACCUCUGAGGCCAAGGGGCCUGGAUGACAGGCCGCUAAGGCCUGAGCAACCAAAGGGAAUGCCUCGUAUGGCUUUUCUACCUGUAACACAGACAGAACCAGGGGCUGUGGAUUUAUAAAUACCAAGAGAAGUUCUAUUUUUGUAGGGACUUGCUAAAAGGGAAAAAAUACACCCUAAAAAAUAUCCCCUAGAGCAAUGCGCCCUUGACUGGAGACAGCCCCUGUGCUAGAAGGAUGGGGCCUCUUUCUCCUCAGAUUGGAGACCAGGGUGUGGGGCUGCCCUUUCUCUGGACUUCUUCUAGGGGCCUGCCUCCUGGGGGCUUAUGGGAUCUGCAAACAGGCUACCCCUAAGGUCCCUGUGCAAUGCCCAGAGUGUGCAUAUGUGUGUGUGUGCAGGCACAUAUGUGCAUGCAUGUGUGUGUGUGUGUGUGUGUGUGUGUGUGUGUGUGUGUGAAACAACUUUCUCCUCAGAGGAAAGGGGCAUGAGGUGCUGGCUGUGUUCUGGAUGGGGUGUGGGGGGCAAGCCCCUUCUGGGGGGCCGGAGGGCGGGUUCCCUCCCUAGUGCUGCUUCUUGCAGAUCUUAGAGGAAAUAAAAAGGGAAGCGAGAGACUGG
Molecule: messenger RNA, 2813 nt
Organism: Hipposideros armiger (great roundleaf bat)
Lineage: Eukaryota; Metazoa; Chordata; Mammalia; Chiroptera; Hipposideridae
Gene: SLC43A1
Product: solute carrier family 43 member 1
Exons: 14
Coding region: 464-2209 (581 amino acids)
Biological process (GO): transmembrane transport; neutral amino acid transport
Molecular function (GO): L-amino acid transmembrane transporter activity; neutral L-amino acid transmembrane transporter activity
Source: RefSeq, a predicted model, not a curated record